GACCCUCAGGGCACUCUCCAGGGCAAGGGCCCUACCCAGAGGGGCAGAAAGGAGACCAGGAAGGGUAGAGUUUAAAGAAAAGGUCAUGUUCUGUCUGAAGACACUUCCGUUUCUGCUGUUACUCCAUAUGGAGCUUUCCAAGGCCUUUCCUGUACCUUCUGAAGAGAAAAAUGCAAAAAUCGUUCAGGACUACCUAGAAAAGUUCUAUCGAUUACCAAGCAACCAAUAUCGGACUGCAAGGAAGAACAGCCCUAGUAUGACUGUUGAAAAGCUUAAAGAAAUGCAGCAAUUUUUUAGGUUGAACGUGACAGGGAAGCCAGAUGCGGAAACUCUGGAGGUGAUGCAAAAGCCCCGCUGUGGAGUGCCUGACAGUGGUGAAUUUAUGAUAACGCCAGGAAACCCCAAGUGGGAACACACUAACCUAACCUACAGAAUUAUAAGCUAUACCAACCAAUUGUCAGAGGCUGAAGUGGAAACAGCUAUUGAGAGGGCCUUUAAACUCUGGAGUGACACAUCACCUCUCACCUUCACCAGAAUCUCACAGGGAGAAGCAGACAUCAAGAUUGCUUUUUUCCUAAAAGAUCAUGGUGACAACUCUCCAUUUGAUGGACCCAAUGGAAUCCUUGCUCACGCCUUUCAACCAGGCCAAGGUAUUGGAGGAGAUGCUCAUUUUGAUGCAGAAGAAACGUGGACCACAAACUCCGACAAUUACAACUUGUUUCUUGUUGCUGCUCAUGAAUUCGGCCAUUCCUUGGGUCUCGCUCACUCCUCUGACCCCGGAGCCUUGAUGUAUCCCAACUACGCAUUCAGGGAAACCAGCACCUACACACUCCCUCAGGAUGACAUCAAUGGCAUUCAGGCCAUCUAUGGACCUUCAAGCAACCCUAUACAACCUACUGGACCAAGCACACCCAGAUCCUGUGACCCCAGAUUGACAUUUGAUGCUAUCGCCACACUCCGUGGAGAAAUACUUUUCUUUAAAGACAAAUACUUCUGGAGAAGACAUCCUCAGCUACGAAAUGUCGAACUCAAUUUUAUUUCUCUGUUCUGGCCAUCCCUGCCAAAUGGUAUACAGGCUGCUUAUGAGGAUUUUGACAGGGACCUAGUCUUCCUAUUUAAAGGCAAUCAAUACUGGGCUCUGAGUGGCUAUGACAUUCGGCAAGGAUAUCCCAGGCGUAUAUCAAACUACGGCUUCCCAAGCACGGUCCAAGCAAUCGAUGCAGCUGUUUCCUACAGAGAAAAAACGUACUUCUUUGUCAAUGACCAAUUCUGGAGAUAUGAUAAUCAAAGACAAGCCAUGGACCCAGGUUAUCCCCAAAGCAUAUCAAGUGCCUUUCCAGGAAUACAAAGUAGAGUUGAUGCAGUUUUCCAGCAGGAUGACUUCUUCCUUUUCUUCCAUGGACCAAGAUAUUAUGCAUUUAAUCUUAGUACUCGUAGAAUUACUAGGAUUGACAGAAGCAAUAAAUGGCUUAACUGUAGAUAAAAUUGAAGCAAAAUCAAAUGUGCUUGUAUCCAUUUUCUGAAUAUGGAAGUCCAACUUGUGUAUACAUUACAUCGUGUUGUAUUUAUACUUUUCUCAAUACUAAGUAAUUUUGUUUUCCAUCGCUGUAUUCAUUAGGCCUGUCCUCAGUAAAAAAUGUGUUUGGAAUAUUCCACUGUUUGCAGAGGUUGAUUCAGUUCUUACACAUUCCGUCUUAGGUUAGUGAUUCCAUCACAAAGAGAUGGAAAGUAAACUUUUUUUGGUCACCUCAGUGUUCACUAUUUCAUUAUUUACUUAUCUGAUUUCUAAAAUUCACUGUUUCAUGACUUGCUUAUCUGACUGUACAUAUUCCUGAGUCUCUUUAAACAUGUCUCAUGCAUAUCUGCUACAUGCAGUUUAGCGCUGGAUUUUGGUUAGAGGUAAUGAUUGUAAACAACAUAGACAGUAUCCCUUACCUUUACAAAAAAAAACGUGGUGUUAUUUUCCACUCUUGGAAAGAAAUGUGGAUGAUACAUGUUAUGGGUUGAAUUGUGUCCCCCCCAAAAGAUAGAUUGAAGUUCUAACCCCAGGUACCUAUGAAUGUGAGUUUAUUUGGAGCCAGGGUCUUUGCAGAUGUAAUUAGUUGAGAUGAGGCUGCACUGAAUUAUGGUGGGUCCUAAAUCCAACAUGACUGAUGUCCUUAUAAGAAGAGGAGAGACAGCCACACAGGGGAGAAGACCACAUGACGACAGAGGCAGAGAUUGGAGUGACGCAUCUACAAGCCAAGGAAUGGCAAGGAUUUCCAUCAACCAUCAGAGAGGCAAGGAAGGAUCGUCCCUCACCACCUUUACAGAGGAGAAGAUGACCCCACUGAGACCUGCAGAUUUUGGACUUCUAGCCUCCAGAACUGUGAGAGAACAAAUUUCUU
Messenger RNA from Propithecus coquereli (Coquerel's sifaka), 2387 nucleotides. RefSeq names its product matrix metallopeptidase 8 (gene MMP8). Gene Ontology annotation, molecular function: zinc ion binding; metalloendopeptidase activity. Gene Ontology annotation, biological process: extracellular matrix organization; proteolysis; collagen catabolic process. NCBI's taxonomy places the organism in Eukaryota, Metazoa, Chordata, Mammalia, Primates, Indriidae. The record is from RefSeq and is a predicted model, not a curated record. The transcript is spliced from 10 exons. Bases 86 to 1483 code for a protein of 465 amino acids. Gene Ontology annotation, cellular component: extracellular matrix.